Messenger RNA from Mirounga angustirostris (Northern elephant seal), 930 nucleotides. It is a transcript of the gene CTRC, whose product is annotated as chymotrypsin C. Lineage: Eukaryota; Metazoa; Chordata; Mammalia; Carnivora; Phocidae. The record is from RefSeq and is a predicted model, not a curated record. The transcript is spliced from 7 exons. Bases 1 to 930 code for a protein of 309 amino acids. Gene Ontology annotation, biological process: proteolysis. Gene Ontology annotation, molecular function: serine-type endopeptidase activity.
AUGUUAGGUGUCACUGUCUUCGCCACGCUCCUGGCCUGUGCCUCCAGCUGCGGGGUCCCCACCUUCCAGCCCAACCUAUCAGCCCGAGUGGUGGGAGGAGACAGUGCCAGGCCCCACAGCUGGCCCUGGCAGAUCUCUCUCCAGUACCUCAAGAAUGGCAAAUGGAGACAUACAUGCGGCGGCACCUUGAUUGCCAAUAACUACGUCCUCACAGCUGCCCAUUGCAUCAGCAACACCCUGACCUACCGUGUGGCCCUGGGGAAGAACAACCUGGUGGUGGAGGAUGAGGAAGGCUCCGUGUUUGCAAAUGUGGACUCCAUCAUUGUCCAUGAGAAGUGGAACUCCCUCCUGGUGCGCAACGACAUCGCUCUCAUCAAGCUGGCGGAGCCCGCGCAACUGAGCAACACGAUCCAGGUGGCCUGCCUGCCGGAGGUGGACUCCCUGCUGUCUCAAGACUACCCCUGCUACGUCACAGGCUGGGGCCGCCUCUGGACCAACGGCCCCAUUGCCGACGAGCUACAGCAGGGCCUACAGCGCGUGGUGGAUCACGCCACGUGCACCCAGAAAGACUGGUGGGGCAACAUGGUGAAGGACACGAUGGUGUGUGCGGGGGGUGACGGUGUCAUCUCAGCUUGCAACGGGGACUCGGGCGGCCCACUGAACUGCCAGGCUGAGAACGGUUUCUGGGAGUUGCGGGGCAUCGUCAGCUUCGGCUCUGGGCUGGGCUGCAACACUCUGAAGAAGCCCACGGUCUUCACCCGCGUGUCCGCCUACAUCGACUGGAUCAACGAGGUGGGUGCCUGUCUCCAAGCCCUUCUUCCUGCCCCUCCUUGCCCUUCCCCUACUCACCUGCUCCUUUGCCCACCCGUUCACCCGUUCACUCGUGUGCUUACACGUUCACACACCCAUUCGGGAGGCCCCGAGUGCUGA